Messenger RNA from Metarhizium album ARSEF 1941, 3558 nucleotides. Its product is annotated as Thioesterase domain containing protein. Gene Ontology annotation, cellular component: cytoplasm; nucleus. The transcript is spliced from 9 exons. Bases 1 to 3558 code for a protein of 1185 amino acids. NCBI's taxonomy places the organism in Eukaryota, Fungi, Ascomycota, Sordariomycetes, Hypocreales, Clavicipitaceae. Gene Ontology annotation, biological process: DNA damage response. The record is from RefSeq and is a predicted model, not a curated record. Gene Ontology annotation, molecular function: phosphatase activity.
AUGAUAGUAAGAAUACCGUUCCGGGCCAAGCCAUUGCGCUCUGCUUGCUGUGAUGGCCAGGCGCAGAGAUGGGCAUCAUACUACGAGUCUUCCCUCACGAAAGACGCAUUGAAGCAGAAGGUCGAAUCGGGCCUUGCCGGCGGCAACGGCGACGCGAAUAUGUCUCUAGAUACGGAGAAAAAGACCAUAUCAACGGCCACGGGCGAUUUGCCAAUCUCUCCCCUCUUCGACCCCGACUGGAUGAAGGCGCGCCGACGGUCAAGAAAGCAAAAUCCAAGCAGGCCCAUGGGUAGAUUCCGGAAGAAGUUGGCCAACAAUCCGUAUACUCAAGCGCUCGCAACUCCUAUUCGCCGAUGCCCCAAUACCGCGAUAUGCCUACCGAGGUACUUCCUGCAAGACUUCGAACUCGUCAAGCACCCGAAGGACGACUCCCCGUGGUGGGCGCCAGGUCCUCUGGCCUUUGAAAACCUGAUAGACGAAAGCCAACCUCGAAAAGAUGAACCGCGGGACGCAGGCUUGGAUGUAGAAAAGUCACAGACAAAAACAUCAGGUCCCGAUGCUCACGCCCCCACCACCAAUUCAAGCAGACGUACAGGACGAAGUCCGAUUACUAGCUAUGCCUUGGCUCGAAAAUCAGUCAUAGACAGGAUCGGAGGCCCAAGUCAAAGGCAUGCGGCCCAACUCCUAGCUACGCGCACCGGUUUGGCCUUGGCACCGAACAUCAAAAGCCCAGUCUGGAGGCAAGACAUGGGCGACGUUCUUUUGCGAAUGAUGCGACGCCAGGCAGUUGAUGCCCUAGUCUUUCAAUCGGGGAUGGAGGGGUCAAGGCGGGAAAAAGUGCUCCAGCCUUGCGAGGAGUGGGAUCAAGUCAAAGAGGUCAAGCCUAGCGGAUGUGUGCUGUGGUUACCCAGUAAAGAGGAGUCGUGUCCUCGGUACGCGACGCUCGACAUCGACGGGGCCAAGUAUGGAUGCAAACUUGUGGUGCAUGAUUUGCACAGGCUCUUUGGAGAGGCUGAACUCGAAAGACUGACAGCUGCGCUUGGUACGGCGGCUGAGGCCCCAAGAACGAUGAUGUUUGACCACUCGGAGAUGAUGCUGAUGAUGCACCGUGGUCUGCGGCCAUGGACGGAGAUCCGCAAGGCCGCGGGCGCCGACUCACUCGUCAGCUCGACCAUCCUGGACAUUGCCAUGAACCAACCCCCAACGCUGCCUCGGAGCCUCGUCGCAGUACAGUACCAAGCAAAGAGGUCCGGGGCGAGCGAGCGAUUCGAGCGAGGAACACAUCUGCAAUCGUCUCCGGCGGAACAAGCAAGCUCCUUGCCAAGAUUUGACGCGCAGAUGCAGUCCGGACACGGCGCAGAGCUUAUCCAACAGGAGAGGAAGCCAUACAAAAACGGAAAACCAGCGACUCCCAUCUUCCUGAUUCACGAUGGCGGUGGAACUACAUUCGCAUACCACUGCUUGGACUCGAUCAACAGGUACAUCUACGGCAUUGGCAACCCAUACUUUGACAACCCCGAGGCGUUUGAGGGAAAUCUCGCACAUCUUGGACAAGUGUAUGUCGCAUGGAUCCGAAGGGCAGUGACAAGGCCAGACUUCCCCGUCCGGAGAGCAGGGAAUGGGCGUGUCCAGAUCUACUUGGGCGGAUGGAGUCUGGGCGGCCUGCUGGGCUUUGAAGUCGCCAGGCGCCUCGUCGACGACGACGACAUCAAAGUUGUGGGUAUUCUCAUGAUUGACACCAUAUACCCCGGUGGCUUCAGGUGGACUGCAACGACCGAUCCUGCCAGCCAAGUGCCGGAGACGGGCCUUGCAAGGACCGAGAUGCUGUCGAGGAGGUGCAUGGUGCAGGCGAGGCGUAUGGUUGGCGGGUGGAAGAUGCCCGUCUGGGAUGGAGACGAUGCGGAUACGCGGCCGAAGAGCGUGCUCGUGAGAGCCAAAGGGUGCCUGCCGACGGCGGCGGGUGGACUUGGAGUUCAUGAACUGGAUAUAUACCGUGGAGAUGAGAAGCUGGGAUGGGGCAAGUAUGACAGGAACAUGUUUGCUCAGGUGUUUGCCGUCGACGGGCACCAUUUCGACCUGUUUAGCUUCGGCAGGGUCGCGGAGACGACCAGGGUUGUGACACGGGCAUUGGAGCGACUGGACAAGGAGCUUGUCUCCAAAUCCGUCACCAGCGACCCUACAUCGUUUGCCCACGACUCUGUGCGGAACCGCUGGCCGGUCAUCCUGACGGGAGCUGUUGACGACGUUCACCGCACGGUCGCCGAGACUGACGACGCCGAGAAGCAGGCCGAGGGCAAGAAAAUUAUCGAGCAACUCGGCAACCUUAAAUACGAAGUUUUGCACGACAGAAAGCUCACUCCCAUCGUCGACGAUGGCUACCCUGAGGAGAUUGCUCGCUACAACAAGGAGAUUGAGCAGCUGGGCAACCCUACAUGGUUGCACGUCCCUUGGCUCUUCUCCGAAUGCUACAUGUACAGACGCAUUAGCACCUUCUUCAGUGUCACCAAGCACUGGAAGAACUACGACAUCUUCGCCCGCCAGAAGAUGGACACUUUCCGCACUUCUCGGAACGCUGUUGUUGAGCUAGCUUCCCGAUACAAGGAGUUUGUCACUGAGCUUCGCGGCAACACGGAUGCCACCCACAAUGAGGAUGCCGAGAAGCUGCUCUUUACCGAAAUGUUUGAGAUUUGCCUCUGGGGUAACGCCACCGACCUGUCACUGCUCACCAACCUCACCUACGAGGACAUCCAGAAGCUCCAGGGAAGCCAGGCUCGUAAGGCGGCAGAGAAGAACAUUUUGAUCAACGACCUCCCCGAUGCUUACGCCAUUCUCAAAAAGGCCCGCGAUGAUGGCAAAAAGGAGCGCCGUGUUGAUUUUGUUCUCGACAACUCCGGGUUCGAGCUGUACGUUGACCUCGUCUUGGCCGGCUUCCUCCUCACCUCCGGCUUGGCUACCCAGAUUGUUCUUCGUCCCAAGUCAAUUCCCUGGUUUGUCUCUGACGUCCUGCCCGGCGACUUCCCACUGCUGCUCAACGCGAUUUCCAACCCCAAGAAGUUCUUCGAGGCCCAGUCCGACGAGGAGAAGCUUCAAGACAAAACCCCGGCCCCAUUGGCUGACAAGGAGGCCGAGGACCUCCUGUAUGUCUUUCAGGAGUGGGCCAACCUCCACGCCGAGGGCCAGCUCAUUUUGCGCCCCAACCGCUACUGGACCGCCGGUGGCAGCUUUUGGCGUCUGCCUGCGGAGGCUCCUGAGCUUCACGAGGACUUGAAGGGUGCUGAGCUCACCAUCUUCAAGGGCGACCUGAACUACCGGAAGCUCACUGGUGAUGCUCAAUGGGACCCGACCACUCCGUGGACCACGGCCCUCGGCCCCAUGGGCCCUGGAUCCGGCGUCAACGUCCUUUCUCUGCGAACCUGCAAGGCUGACGUUGUUGUCGGCCUUCCGGCUGGCAAAGACCAGGAGUUGAGGGCCACAGAAGGCGGCGGCAGCGACACCGGUGCCAGGCGAUGGGCCUGGCAUGGAAAGUGGGCCGUUGUCUGCCUCUCAAAAGGCUCAUAG